Molecule: messenger RNA, 4837 nt
Organism: Marchantia polymorpha subsp. ruderalis
Lineage: Eukaryota; Viridiplantae; Streptophyta; Marchantiopsida; Marchantiales; Marchantiaceae
Source: the annotation of a GenBank genome assembly
AGAAGAGCGAGGAUGAUGAGAUAGACGGGCGAAGUGCAGCCUAAUCGCACGUUUUGCUGGUGUCAUAGAGCUUUUCCCUCAAAGUUCUUGUCCUGUCUUCUGUAGUAGAGCGGAGCGGAGAUAGAAGCUUGCUGCCGCCUGGUUGGCUGGUUGUCUGUCUCGUGUUGCUUCGACGACGCUACCGCCGUUCGCUGUUGAGAGAUUGUGAGAGCAAGAGAGCAUUAGCAUUAGAGAGAGAGAGAGGAACACGGAGACAGACAGCAAGGGGAGGGGAGAAGAGACCGAAGAAGCGGGGAGGAGGGCAGUGGGAGAAAGUUUCGAGAGUUAAUAGCGCACACGGGUGUGGAGAGGGCGAGAGUUAUUGAGAAGGAGAGGCAGAGGGCAGGACGUUCAGGCACACCGGGUGGCGCUCCUGCGAUACAACUUGUGUGGUUGGCAACUGGUUGUGGAUUGGUGAGCGGUAGGCAGGCAGGCAGGCGAGCAUUGAGAGUGGGUGAACAAAUCGGAGUGGGGGCGUCCAUGAAAUUGGUGAGGUGCGGAGUGAGGGACCGUGCGUGAGUGCAGGUGUCGUUCUUUCCUCGUGAAGGCAGUCGCGGAGGGCAAUUGUAUGUUUUGGUGCUGACGGGUCGUGCUGGUGUGCCGAGAAGAAGCCCUUGGGAGAGGUUUGAAUGCUUGGAAUCAGAGGACAGGAGGAGAGAGAGCGAAGACGACGAAGGACGAAGUGGCGUGAAGGCGGUGGAAUUUAUUUGAGGUCGCCCGAGGAGGCGCGUGUUGGGUGCGGUGGCUGUUGCUAAGAUUUUGAGGUUUUGAGUCGGCUGUCGGCGAGGUGGACAUAGACGGAGUGGUAGAUGCUGAGAUUUUGAAGGAAGCGUCACUCAGAGACUUGUCGCUCUACCUGCGAUAGAGGCGAUUUGUGCAUCAAUCUGUUCAAGAGAAGGAAGACGCAAUUUGUUUGACUCUGUUCCGACAGGAUUCGAGGAUUUCAUGAUUUCGCAAACUGAGUUGAAUGGCUGCAGGACGGGAUCUGAUUACAUGGACACAAGCAUGAGUAAUGGCGGGAAUGGUCUGGAUUCGCAGAGUCCCUGGCCUCCUAUCAUCGGUGCCAGUCCGGCACUUCCGUCCACCAGAACGGGCAGCCGGGCGAAAUCAGCUCCUUUCUCGAAGAAGCUUCUCAAUUUAUCAGCUCAGUUCCGGCGCUCGCUCAGUAACAUGGGCAGUAGCCGGAACCUUUUUGAGAAUGGGAAGAAAUAUCGGACAACUAGCUCGUUGAGCCAGGACCCAACCGGGGAGGAAAAGGUGAUGCAAGUUACCGAGAGGGUCCGAGGUUACGGUUACUCAGAGGAGAUUUGCCAUGAGCUUCGCAACCAUUUCGCUAGAUUACCAUUGCGGUAUACGUUGAACAUCGAUGCCCAAAGGCACGAAGAUGUCCUACUACACAUGAAUCUGCUUCGGGAGGCCUGGAAGGUUGAAGCAGCAGUUAGAAAUAAUCCUACUGGUUCAUAUCCUCUUCCACAAGUACACGUUCGCAAGGUUCAGUUAAUUUCUGGAGUCUCCUGGUUUGACACAGGUGACUUCACAAAUGGCGGGGAAAGCGUGUCAAAAGCGGUACCCAUUCCCAGGAUUCCCAAGCCUGCGUUUGGAUCUAACACCAAUCUUGCAGGCUUGAUGGUUGGUGGUAGCCCUAGAGUUCAUCCAUCAUCUGGACAUUCAAAAUCUCAGUCGACUCCUCCUUCUUUGAAGACGCUAACGUCUCCAUCUGUGCCUGAAGUGAUUCCUCGCCCGACGUUUGGGUCCUUCGUAAACCCCUUAGAUAUGGAGGAAGAUAGUGACCAGGAGGACUCGUAUGGUUGGGAGAUAACUCUGGCCACAUCAGAUAGGCGUGGCCUUCUCAAAAUAUUUACAAAUGCGCUCAGUACCCUUUCUCUUGAUUUAAAUAUCAAGGAAGCCCAUGUUUUCAGUACUAAUGAUGGAAUGGCCCUUGAGGUUUUUGUCAUCGAAGGAUGGUCGGGUGAUGAGCCUGAAGAUCUCAAAAUCGCCGUGCUUGAAGCUUUGAACAAGCAACUCAGCACGUCCUUGCAAAGAGGACCAAGUAGUGACAUGGAGUUGAAAAACGCGGUCGAAGCACUUGCUUACGAAGAUUGGACUGUUGACUUUCAUAACCUUGUAAUUGGUGAAAGGCUUGGGGGUGGUUCAUCUGGUCGUCUGUACAGAGGACAGUACUUGAGCCAAGAUGUAGCUAUUAAAAUUAUCGAACUUAACGAACUUAACGUGGAGAAUGAGUCAGGGACACUUCGCUCUGUUCCUGCUGUGGAACUACUACAAAUGUUCAAGCAAGAGGUUUCAAUAAUGAGACUUGUACGUCACAAAAAUCUAGUGCAAUUCAUCGGAGCGUGUUCCUGUUGGCCUAAACUUUGUAUUGUCACUGAGCUCAUGGCUGGCGGGAGCGUUCGUGACGUAAUGCAGAGUAGAGGAGGUGGAUUAGAUCUACCAGCAGCUGUGAAAGUUUUGAGAGACGCUGCCCGAGGAAUGGAUUUUUUACAUAGGAGAGGAAUUGUCCACCGCGAUCUGAAGGCUGCAAAUCUUUUAAUAGACGAACACGACGUUGUUAAAGUAUGUGAUUUUGGAGUUGCACGAAUAAAGCCAGCUGUCUCGAGCAACCACGGAGUUGGCAAUUGGGCCGCCGAAAUGACAGCUGAAACCGGAACUUACCGGUGGAUGUCACCUGAGGUACUCGAGCAUAAACCUUAUGAUCACAAAGCCGAUGUGUAUUCAUUUGGAAUCAUGAUAUGGGAAGUUUUGACUGGUGAAGUACCUUACGCAGGUCUUACACCAUUGCAAGCCGCAAUUGGUGUUGUUCAAAGGGGCUUGCGUCCAGUGAUGCCUCCUUCGGUACCACCCAAGCUCGCUGGACUUGCCGAACUUUGUUGGCAUCAAAAUCCCGAGCAGAGGCCGGAGUUUAAUGAGGCAGUGACUAUUUUGGAGGAGCUGAUGAAACCCUCAUUCAAAAAAGCUCUCUUUGGCAAAAUGAAGUCGUUUGGUCAAAACCAUCAUGACCAACAUUGGAGUAUGUCGGAAGAUGAAGCUGAAGGUAAUUCUGAGGUCUACUACCACGUCUAGAGACCAACCCCCUUGAACCAGCCUUGUACAAGCUGCAGCCUAUUUAUUCAGUUUUUUCUCAGUCGGCCAGUCUGUCUCGUCUGAAAGAAAGCCACGUUCUCUACUGUUGCCGAUUAUCUUUAGGCGUUCCCUAUUAUUCACAAAUGUAUACUAUGUUAGUUUGUCUUCACUCCGGAAUAUUCAACAGAUUAGUCCUUCACUUGUAUAUUAGACAGUUUUGUUUAUACUUUGAGAAUGUAACAUAUUAGGUCAUUUAUAGCUACUUAGCGGCAGUUGGUACCUUACUGUAUACAUGCUCAAUUGUCAACAGGAUGGUACUUGUGGGAAAAUGGUCCAUUCAAUUGUGAAUUUUGGUGGGGGAGGUUAUCUGCAUGUUUUUGAGCUUCUAUUGGAGAUCACAUCAGGAAUGUGAGUGCUGGGAUGACUUCUUCGUAGUGGUGUAUCUUGUUCACAUAUUCAGGCGGUGUCUACUGAGUAGGUCAGGUUCCCUCGCCAGGGCAAAUAGUAAGCAGAGUGGAUUCUGUGUGCUUUGGACUAUACCAACGUAUUUAUGGCUGAGUAAAGGAAGUGUAUGUAAGAUGUGCUAAGUAGAUCAAAUGAGCAGAACGUAGAGCAGAUGUUUAAUGCACACGGAUUGGAGAAAAGAGCAAUUCACCCUCUGUAACGAUUGUAGUAUUGAGCGAGCUCGUCAGGCCUGUUGGAGAAGUAGUCUCUGGAGAGUAGCUAGGACCUACUUUUAAAUCUGUUUCGUCUCCUCUGCAGGGUAUGUUAGAGGCUUAGUUCCUCUGUAAUAUUCCAUGUAUAUUAUCUGAGUACAUCACCUGGUCAACCUUUACGAUGUAGGAAAAGGAUUCCACCUCACACAUGUGUCCCACUUCCAUCCAGGCUUACGGAAUCUUAGGUGUUUCUAUCUUGUCUUCUGAAUCAGUUUUCUGUGUUUUAAUAGCCUUCAAGCUAUGCCGUUUAACAGCCUUUUCUUUUUCCGUACCGAAAGGCAACUACCAUUGCUUUAGAAGGUAGAAGCUUGCCUUCUAUAUUGUAUUCAGCCAUGCGUCAAAUAUCGUGUAGGUUACGAAGAUUUGCUGCAUCAAUGGAACUGUACACUGGUCUCCUAGAACUUGUUUAUUUGUUAUUGUGGUGAUUAGAGAGGCACGACGUAAGAAGAGACUUUGCUAUGUGCACCAAGCGAGAUCUUCCGUACACAACACCUGGAACCAUCCGGAUACAAAUACGGUCUUUGCAGCCGGAUGGUUCCUGGUAGCUUUUAGCGACAGGUAUCUGAACACAAACUUUCUUAAGACGAGUUAACAAAGGCAGUGGGAGGAAAUCCUGUUGUGAUUGUGCGAGUGGGAGAAUGUGACAAGUCUCGUAUUCUUAAUAUCACUACAGCCUUGUGAGUAGUACACAGCUGUCUAACGGGCUAUACUGCAGCGGCGAGCUUUCCAACGAUCCUUUGUACAAAUUAAGAACAGUGGUGUUUAGGUUGUGGGAACGACUGGAAUGCGGAUUUUAUUCGAAAGCUUCUACUCCAAACAUCUACAGUGCCUUACAACGUUGCAACAAAUCAGCUGUGCGAGUCAUGUGAGCUGAAAACUUCUGUGUAUACGAAAGAAAGCUUGCGGAGUCAUCAAUUCGGUGUAAACAUGUGGAAUCAUACUUGUGCUUUACGUCAGUAAAAUCCUACAGGCAAAACUUCGCAGCAAAGAACCUAAUCUUCAUU